CAUCUCCGUUUCUCAUCAUUUGCUAGCGAGUGUUUUCUCGAUCUUUUGGCAGCCAUGGCGAGUACUUGUAGUACUACUAGUCUGUUUCUGUUGUUGGCACUGUGUGUCCUCCCGGCGCUUGUUUCCACGCGCCAACUGGGGAACCCCUUCCGCGUCAGAGGACGCGUCUACUGUGACACUUGCCGCUGUGGGUUCGAGACCUCCGCCUCCACUUACAUUUCCGGUGCAAGGGUUAGAAUCGAGUGCAAAGAUAGGAAGAGUCUACAGGUGGUGUACAGCGUUGAAGGAGAGACAAACUCAGAUGGAACAUACGAGAUAUUGGUGGAAGAUGACCACGAGGACCAAAUGUGCCAGUCCCUUCUCGUCAGCAGCCCCAUUGCCGACUGCAAAUCAGCCGACCCAGGACGUGACCGUGCCACUGUCGUCCUCACCCGCUACAACGGCUGCCUCAACGACCAGCGUUUUGCAAAUGCUAUGGGCUUCCUCAAAGAUCAGCCCUUGUCUGGGUGCCCCAAGCUGCUGAAGCAGUACUUGGAAACUGAUGAAUAAUUGAAGGGCGCGGCGGCCGGCCUAGCUAGAUCGAUCGAUCUGUUUAAUUUACUUCAUUUUGGCUAUUUAAUUAGUUGUGAUUUGGGUUAAUUAUUUAUAUCUAUGCAUGCUCUUGUCAUUGUUCUAAAUGA
This is a messenger RNA of Alnus glutinosa, 680 nucleotides long. Its product is annotated as protein DOWNSTREAM OF FLC-like. The transcript has 2 exons. Bases 55 to 549 code for a protein of 164 amino acids. NCBI's taxonomy places the organism in Eukaryota, Viridiplantae, Streptophyta, Magnoliopsida, Fagales, Betulaceae. The record is from RefSeq and is a predicted model, not a curated record.